AUGAGCUGCAAUGGCUGCCGAGUCCUUCGCAAGGGCUGCAGCAACGAUUGCACCCUUCGACCCUCACUUCAGUGGAUCAAAUCCGCCGAAUCACAGGCCAACGCCGCCAUCUUCCUCGCCAAGUUCUACGGCCGAGCCGGCCUCCUCAACCUCAUCGACGCCGGCCCCUCUCAUUUACGCUCCGAGGUUUUCCGGUCGCUGCUUUACGAUGCCUGCGGUCGGAUCAUCAACCCAGUUUACGGCUACGCCGGCCUGAUUCGCGCCGGCGGCUGGCAGCGCUGCCAGGACGCCGUCGACGCCGUCCUCCGCGGCCGCCCGAUCGAGGGCGCCGCCGCCCCAUGCGGCAUUCGCCACGUCUCCACCGGCUCGGGGGCGCGGAGGCGGGGCAAGGGGCCUGCCAAAGGUGCGGUGAGGCUGGCGGAGGAGGAGGAGGAAGAAGAGGAGCCGAGGUUCACCAUCACGGGGUGGUCCGGCGACCGGGAGUACGGCGUGCUGGAUUUCGCGCCGAGGGCGGUGGAGAGGGCGGCGAGCCACGACUCGUUCUCGGUCGAGACGGUGGAGCCGAGCUUGGUGGUGGGCCGGGUCGGGAGGACUGAUCGGGGGGUCGGGCUGGCGGCUCAGCCCGAGGAGAUCGGGCUGGAACUGACCUUGGGCCGGGAAUCGGGCCGGUUUGUAUAG
Molecule: messenger RNA, 678 nt
Organism: Striga hermonthica
Lineage: Eukaryota; Viridiplantae; Streptophyta; Magnoliopsida; Lamiales; Orobanchaceae
Source: the annotation of a GenBank genome assembly